Molecule: messenger RNA, 2578 nt
Organism: Calidris pugnax (ruff)
Lineage: Eukaryota; Metazoa; Chordata; Aves; Charadriiformes; Scolopacidae
Product: ADP-ribosyl cyclase/cyclic ADP-ribose hydrolase 1-like
Exons: 8
Coding region: 92-1018 (308 amino acids)
Biological process (GO): positive regulation of B cell proliferation
Cellular component (GO): plasma membrane
Molecular function (GO): phosphorus-oxygen lyase activity; NAD+ nucleosidase activity
Source: RefSeq, a predicted model, not a curated record
GCGCUGGGUGACAAGUUGUAACGCUAUUUAUUUUCACUUUUGAGCCGGGAGAGCAGUUGCUGCUGCUCUUCACCGAGUCCCCCCCCGCAGGAUGCCGUUCCAACAGGGCUCUGCCCGGACGCGGCAACGCACCGUCCUUCUGGUGGGGAUCGUGGUCCUCCUGGUUGUCCUCAUCCUCGCCGUCGUGCUGGCUUCUCUCCUGACUCACGGAAAGCCGGAGGUCAGUCCUAAAAUGAUGAAGUGGAAGGACAGGGGGACCACUAAGAACCUGCAAGAAGUCAUCCUGGGGAGAUGCUACAACUACAUCAUGGCGCGGUACCCUGAGCUGGGAGAUAAGGAUUGCCUAAAAAUAUGGGAAUCAUUAAAACAUGCGUUCAUUUACAAGAAUCCCUGUAACACUACCUCAGAAGAUUAUCAGCCUUUGAUGGAGUUAGCGAGUCAUCCCAUACCCUGUAACAAGUCACUGUUUUGGAGCAGGACAAAGGACCUGGCUCAUCGUUACACAAAAUCCAAUGAAAAUUUCCUUACCUUGGAGGACACCUUGUUGGGUUAUAUGACUGAUAUGAUUUCAUGGUGUGGAGACCCCUCUGCCCCAGGAAUCAACUACGAAUCUUGUCCAAAACGAAGCGAAUGUGAGAGCAACCCGACCUCUGUAUUCUGGAAAAUGGCAUCCAAGAUGUUUGCAAGAGAAGCCUGUGGUGUGGUUCAGGUGAUGCUCAAUGGAUCCACAGAAGCUGGAGCUUUCAGGAACAACAGCAUUUUUGGAAGUGUCGAGGUCUUUAACUUAAAUCCAGACAAAGUCUCUGCAGUACACAUUUGGCUAAUGCAUGACAUCGGUGGGCCCCAGAGUGAAUCCUGCUCAGGUCAUUCCAUAAUGAGGUUAAGAAGCAUCUUAGAAGAGCGAAACUUUACGAUGACCUGUGAAGACAAUUACAGGCCCGUUCAGCUCCUCCAGUGUGUGCAGAACCCUGACCACACGGACUGCCAGCCCUGCGCCAACGCCACGGCAGCUCCGUGAAGCGCAGCCUCCCCGUGCCGUCGGAGACCCACGUUGUUGGUGUGUGAGGCUGGAGACGACGUGGCUGCCUCGCUUGGAGUGGUAAAGAGCAGCGUGGGGUGUGCCGAGCCCAUAACCACAAACCCUUGCUGUGGUACUAACAGCCAAGGAGAGGGAGAUGGUGUUUUAGGUGUGAGAACUGUACACACACACACAUACACGCUCAAACAAACUAUUUCAGAGGGGCUGGGGACAUGUUCAGGUCUUUGCCCUGGUUUGCUCCCUCCUACACAGCUCUCCUUGUGGCCACAGGGUCAGAGCAGGGAUUCCCUGAGCCGCACAGAGAAGAAAGGGACUUUCCAGGGGAGGGAGAACUUGCCUGGAUUAUCGCUUGGCUUCCUCCCUGCUGGAAGGCUGGGUGGGAAACGACCAGGGCACGCUACACUCUCCUUGUAUCCCAGUGCAAGUGCCCAGGGGCACAUGAUAUAAAUCGUGUUUCUCCCGGGGACUGUGGCAUCUCUGAGCAGGUAAAGCAAGUGAUGGAGAAGGCAGAGCAGUUCUUACCUUUUGAUGGGCAUCGCAGUAAGUGGCUGGUGGGGAAACAGCUGGGCUGAGCCAAGGAAAGACCAGAAACUGCUCAGAGGGUUGCCAGCAUCUGUAUGAACGUGUCGAAUGUGUAGCUGGGGAGAUAAAAUAGCAAGACUGACUCAGACAGCCCCAUUAAAAUCCCACUGGAAACACCGCUGCUGUUCAGAUUACAAUUAAUUCCUAAUAUAGCAGUAAGUGUGAGCGUUCCAGCUUUCAUGGAAGGUCCCUCAGGCCACAAUUUGGCCAUCCACUGGAACAGAAACAAACAUCAAAAGGUUGCUGCCCUAAGGAGCCUCUCCUGACUGCCAUCUCUGAGGUGAAGCAUGGUGCCUCGCUGUGCGUAAUCCACAAGCAGGGACGUGCCGUGGUGCACCGAAGCAGCAGGUUUCAUUGAUUCCCUUUGAUUUCCAUUUUGCCGGUCUCAUACGCGUAUACAAAAAUAAAGAUCUAAGGCCAGCUUGUGGCCUCUGCUGCAAUGCCUCUGUGCAGUGCCAUUGACACUACAAGAGUAGAGCAGGUUGUCCUACAGAGAUGCUCCUGGGAGCUGCAGAGGCAUCACAACCAGCCAUCGCCAAUCCAUGGGGCAGACCCAGGUUUCCAUGGCCCAGAAGGUCAUAAUGCUGGGUUUUAGUAGUGACAACCCAGAGCACAAGGCAUCCUUAUGGAGCAACACAAGCAGGGGUAAUUCUGAGCAUCUUCAGAUGAACCUUUGCUCUGUAACGCAUAGGGCCUGCACUGAGCACAGCUGGACCACAUCCAAGACCUCACCCAAAAUGUUUACAUUAAGUGAAAUGUGUUUUUAUUUGCACUCUGUUAUGUAAGCACUUAGAUGCGUCAAAGCAGAUACAUACCAAUGCUUUCAAACAGGUUAUUUCUGACUAUAGGUCAAGAACUUGUCUUCAUGCUCGCUUUUGUACCUCUUCUUUUGUAAUAUAAAACGUUGGCUGUAACAUCGAGAGCUGUAAUAAAAUCGCUGAUGGCAAACGUUGUUAA